AUGCCCCAUGCAACAGCACAACUUGCUCUCGACUCCCGUUCGGGCAGGAGGAUAUCGCUGGCGCUAUAUAAAGACGGCAUGACCACACUCUUGGCUCUUCUUGGCUUUCUCUUGGAAGUGCACCGAACCUCAGCCAACGCCUUGCAGUUGAUUCUGACCCAGCCCACGCAAUCAACCUUUCUCCGCGCUCUUGGCCUCUUGGCGUUUCUGCUAUCUCUCUCCAUGUUACCCAAAACUCUCUCUUCUCCGUACGACAACAACCCGCUGUUGGACACCCUCCGAAGACAGGACACCCUCCCUUCCCCCCGUGCGCCCUUUCCGCCUUUUCACGCAGCGCCCGCCGCCACCGACACCACCACGGCCGGCCAGUUGUCUCACGAUAAUAGCAUCGAUCGACUGUAUGUCUCCGGGUGGCUGACACGUCCCGUCUUGUCCAGCUGCAGGUGGCGUUUCUUAGCAUCGUCACAGAAAAAGGAAGGUCUUCUGGAAAACGACUGUGGACUCGUCGAGGCGACUUCUAGGCGAUGUUCAACCCUCCUCCCUCAGCUCUUUCAUUCGUCAACCAUCCUGGACUUAUCGCAAUAUCUCACCAACCACCCACGACCCUGGACUAAGCGGGUUUCCCUUCACCAGAGCCACCAUAUCCUUGUCCACGUCCGAACGUUGCCAGGUUGCGACCCAACCUUCGUGGACGACGCCAACGACCCGACACCGACAACCCUCGCGGUAGCGGCCGUCGCCCAGUUCUUUGCAUCCUAUUGCAUCGAAUGCUGUCAGACAGUCAACCGAACUCCUUGGCCCCACAGGUCGAGCCAUUCCUUUGGUUUUGUUGACGACGACCGAGACCCUGAAGACAACGAAAGGACGCUUGUCGCCCUGUGGCGAGGGGGCAGCCAGAUCCUGCGGCACAAGACCUCCAUCGGGGUGCCCAGUUUCGGCCAUCAUGACCCUCCCCUCCGUGGAUCGUGUCCUUUCUGGCGACGCUCACAGAGUCCAAUCUUCGCCACUGUAGACAGAGAGUUCUGGCAGCUCGCGCCCCGCGGCCAUCUCAAACAGAAUGUCCCCCACCGAAUCCUUAUGAGCAGUCAAACGCCAUUCUGCACGACGAACGGAGCACACUUCUUUUUCCGGCAGCCAGGACAGGGCACCCUGGAACCUGCAUCAACCAGUGCUCCAACCGCUCCUGCGGCGCGGCACUUUGGAGGGCCUGCGUUGGUCCAGGCGCCUCACCCCGUCGUUGACGACAGCACAGUCCUGGUUGGACGGGUUGGACCGGGUUUUGUCAAACAUUGGGGCCAUGACAUCGACGGGUCUGUCACGGUUCCAGACGGCAAGCCACUGUCUUUCGUCCAAAUGAUUAUCUGGUUCAUGUAUCACUGCAACGAGUUUGCGGGGUACGAGAUCCUGCUCAUUUGCGGACAACAUCCGACUGGGUGCUGGCUCGCAAGUCUGUCUCUAUGGCCCAAUUCACACUCCAGCAGAACUCGAGCCAAUCUUAAAAGCCACGAACAACCAGGGUCGGAAACCCGACCAGCUGGUACUCAUGUGAAAUCGCCAAUAUACCUGACGGCCAUGUUCCCCGAGGUCCUCGUCUCGCUCUACGUGCCCCUCGCAAUAGAGAACCCUGUUUUGCACGUUGGUUCGGCUCAAUUCAUCCGCGAUAAGAGUGCCUGCUUCACUGCAGGCCAAGGGGAAGUCAAGGGCUGUCCAUCGGGUGCUCGCAUGGGAGCCCUUUCUAGAACAUCUCGAUCAGGGGCUGAGACCACGAUCCAUGGCCGUUCAACCCGAAGCAACCCGACUUGGAACCGACGCAUCUUGACAGGCUGCCACCUCCCUUCCAGCGCUUUGAUGUUCUGGUUCAUCCGACAUGAAAGUGGCCGUAUCGCUUUCGCCGCCGCCGCCGUCGUCGCCUCCUGCUGUGCGUAUAUGCAAUGCACCGUCUCCUCCCCCCGGUCUGCAGUUCUCGCCCUCGCCGCCUCAGCAGCGGCCGCGGUCCAUGUAGAUCAACGACUCGGCGCAUGUCAAUGGCGCCGUAUCUGUGCUGGAUCAGCCGCUCGGGAAUCCGUGUUCUCGGAACGGCGACGCCUACGACGUCGACAUCGACGUCAAGAAGGUGAAAACCCCCCCACGCCCUUAUCUGCAGCAAGCUCGCCGUCACAUCAUGCUUGA
Molecule: messenger RNA, 2169 nt
Organism: Colletotrichum higginsianum IMI 349063
Lineage: Eukaryota; Fungi; Ascomycota; Sordariomycetes; Glomerellales; Glomerellaceae
Exons: 4
Coding region: 1-2169 (722 amino acids)
Source: RefSeq, a predicted model, not a curated record